AAUUUUCUAUGGAAACAUUUUGGUCAACAUGUUUUUAAUGUUCUGGUGAAAUAUGAUUAGUCUAGGCGAAUGAUGUAUGGUAUAUAUAGUAGUUAAAGGAAUAUUUAGAGUUAUUUGAUAUGGCAAGAUUUAGUUUUUUUUUUUGCUAAAAUAUUAAUAAAAGUCCAAUGCAAGAUUUAGUUGUUAAAGGAAUAUUUUGAUUCAUUCUAGAUUCUUAGCUAUUAUUCGUAAAUCAUAUAUGGUUAGUUAAAUACCUUUUAUGGAUUCUUAUAAAUUAUUCAUGAGUUGGUUUAUAACACGUUUUUGUUUUGGUUCCUAUCGUAAGAAUAUUCUGAUAUUAAUUCAAAGGCAUUUAGACGUAAAUAGAGUAAUGUUUUUUGAGGAUGAUUUUUAAAUAUACUUCAAUUUUAAUAAUAUAAUUUUAAUAAUAUAGAUACUAAAUAUCAUAGUGAGAGUUGCUUUAUGUAGUGGAGAAUAUUGAACAACUAAAUCGAACUAAACACAUCAAAAUUAUAUUGGAAUAAGCUCCAUAUUCUUGAAAAAUAAAACCAGCGGUUAGAGAAGGUGCAAAUUGAAUCAUAUUCCAUUCCUAUUAGUUACUUUUUAUAAUAAUGAACAAACUUCUCCAGUUCUCCUACUAAAAUCUAUAUAAAGUUCACCCGUCUGUUGUUUCAUUUCAUAUUAGCCACAAGCAAUUAAGUACAAAUCAUUUCUCUAUAUACACUAUAUACACACAUUCGGAACAUAAUGGGUUCUAAUGUUUCAUCUGUACAUGAUGUUCCUUCAUCAGUGGAAAACAAGAAUGGUUUGGUUGUGGAAAUCGAAUCAAGAAGACAAUGGAGAUCUGUCUUUGACUCCAUGAAAGUUUCAAAUAAAUUGCUAGUGAUUGAUUUCACUGCUGCAUGGUGUGGACCUUGUAAAGCAAUGGAACCUAGAGUUAAGGAAAUCGUUUCUAGGUACCCAGAAGCUGUUUUUGCGAGGGUUGAUGUGGAUAAACUCAUGGAUGUGGCUGGCACGUAUAGAGCAAACACACUCCCAGCUUUUGUUUUUAUGAAGAGAGGAGAAGAGAUUGAUAGGGUUGUUGGUGCCAAACCUGGUGAACUUGUGUACAAAAUUGAAAAACAUAGGGUUUAAUAUUGUACUUGUUCAUUGGAGAACAAAAUAUUAUACUUUUGAGUGAUCAUGUGUGUUUCAUUGUUUGAAGUUGAGUUUUUUGGUGUGUUGUUUUCUCAAAGAUCAUGAAUAAAAAUGUCAAAAUUGUUUGGACA
Molecule: messenger RNA, 1268 nt
Organism: Brassica napus (rape)
Lineage: Eukaryota; Viridiplantae; Streptophyta; Magnoliopsida; Brassicales; Brassicaceae
Product: thioredoxin H7
Exons: 3
Coding region: 748-1134 (128 amino acids)
Source: RefSeq, a predicted model, not a curated record